AGAGUUAAAAUGUGACACAUAUAUGUCCUCGGGCUGAAAAAGGUUGAAGACCCUUGCUCUAAAAUAUGAUGAUGGAAAAUUUGUAUUUGAAUGAUUUUGUGAGUGGAUCUUCUUCACUUUAAUGAUGUAAAUGUUUUAGCUUCAGUUAGUUACAAACAAUUAUUUCUUUGUUUGUUCUUUUAUAACCUUCCUGCCUUACAAGGAGAAUCCAUUCGCAAUUGUAUUCAUCAGUGGCUUAGGUAGUAGAGCGAGUGCACGGGAGUCCAAGGUGCCGUCUGCUGAAAGGUUUAUUGAAGCUUGAUCGAGGAGAAUGAAGGAUUUCUCAGUACACUGCAGCCUCAGUGCUGAAGAAGCUGUCCUCUGUGGCUCUUUAACAAUGCUCCUACUCAAUGCACCCACAGUAUAAGUUCAAUAUGUUCACCUUUAGUGGUCCCACAUUGUUAUCUGACUCCUCUGUUACCAUAGUAACGAUCAGUCUGCUUCCUUAAACUCAAACACGAAGCCGCUCCGCAUCUCAAUCUAAGAUUUAACUCUGUCCCUACAUGUUUGUCCUUGUGUAACCUCCCCGUGUGGAAAUCAAUUUCAUUCAGGCUCAAUAAACAUCACUGCAUCAGAUCUGAACUGGAGUUCAUUUCUUUCUGUCCACUCUGCUUCAGCCUCUUGUGAUGCGGCCACAGGCCAGCAUGGCAUCACAUGAAGCUGAUUAACCGUCGUAAUUCACCACGGCCAAAACAACGCUGUCCUUUUUUUAACGCAAAUGACUGGGGCAUGAUCCCACAGCACACACGGCUGGACCAGACGUCUCCGGAUGUCCUUUAGUUUCUUUUCUGUCUCUCUCUGGUUUUGUUAAAAAAGAAGGCUACAACAAAAAAAAAAACGUGUGGACUCAGUUAACUGUGUGAAGGUCACCGCUGCCUGUAUCCUAUCCUGAUUGUCUGUUAUCACCCUGUCAACACCUCUACAGAUGGACAACGGUGGGAUGAAACGAGGAAUCGUGAUUAAAGACGAGUGGCCAGGAUACAGUCUGGACCUGUUCACGUACCCUGAACACUACCACGAAGACAUAGAGAGUGUUUACAUUCCACAUGGGGUAAUCAUGAACAGGAUAGAGCGUCUGGCCCGUUACAUCAUGGACGACUUUGGGGACAACAACAUAAUGGUGCUGUGCGUCCUGAAGGGAGGCUACAAGUUCUGCGCAGACCUGGUGGAGUUCAUUAAGAUUCUCGGACGCAACUCCAACAAGUACCUGGAGACCAGGGUGGAGUUCAUCCGUCUGAAGAGCUACCUGAACGACCAAUCCACAGAGGAGCUGCACAUCAUAGGAAGCCGGGAUCUGUCUUUCCUGCGUGGGAAGUGCGUGCUCAUUGUCGAGGCCAUAGUUGACACAGGAAAGACCAUGAAGGCCCUUCUGAAGCAUGUGGAGACCUUUGAACCCAAGAUGGUCAAGGUCGCAGGACUGUUGGUGAAGAGGGUCCCUAACAUGGCCGAAAGUCUGACAGACUAUGUUGGAUUCGAAAUCCCCAACCACUUCGUUGUGGGUUACGCCUUGGACUAUAACGAAUACUUCCGUGACCUGAACCAUAUCUGCGUCAUCAGCAAGUCUGGGAAGAUGAAGUACAAAGUCUAAGAAGAAUUAAAAGAAAUAAAAGUGAUGCACAACUACCUUUUUCAGCAAAGUAAAGUUUUAUUGUCUCUCUGUAAUGGUCACUCUUUGGUGCUACUUUCUUUAAAGGUCCGGUGUGUAACAUUUAGGAGUAUCUACUGGCAGGAAGUGAAUAUAAUAUUCAUACAUAUGUUUCCAUUAGUGUAUAAACACCUGAAAACAUGAAUCAUUGUGUUUUCGUUGCCUUAAAAUUAACCCUUUACAUCUACGGAGAGGAUCCGCCUUGUUGAAAUUACAUUUUUCUACAGUGAGCACUGAUCUAGAUUUGACCUUUUGCUUUUUAUGUGAAUUUCACAGCCAGAGUUUUUCCUACGUGCUUAAAAGAUGAAGGUGAGACACGUAAGAGUAUUCAUUCGGUUGCGAUCUGCAACUCUACCACUAGGUGGCAUUAAAUGCUACGCACUGGACCUUUAAGAAAAAAAAGUAAAUUAUGUAUAUUUGUAAGUGCUUUAAAAUAAAAGAACAUUCUUCCUCUCGCAGCAUGCGAUCAUAACAUUGGUGAAUUCCUUAGAAAGUGCUUUGAGAUAAAUAAAAAAAACUGUGUGUAAUGUGAUGUAAUCGUUGUAUUUCGUUGAAAAAAACAAAUAAAAGAAAGCUGCCUAUUAGGAGGAGGACGCUGGUGACAGAUGGAGAGAGCUUAUGGAGGUUGGCAUACCGGUGCCCGGAUGACGCCCACUCUGACUCAUGGAAAACACACAG
Messenger RNA from Larimichthys crocea (large yellow croaker), 2362 nucleotides. It is a transcript of the gene prtfdc1a, whose product is annotated as phosphoribosyl transferase domain containing 1a. Bases 965 to 1627 code for a protein of 220 amino acids. Lineage: Eukaryota; Metazoa; Chordata; Actinopteri; Sciaenidae. Gene Ontology annotation, biological process: purine ribonucleoside salvage; GMP salvage; hypoxanthine metabolic process. Gene Ontology annotation, cellular component: cytosol. The transcript is spliced from 10 exons. Gene Ontology annotation, molecular function: hypoxanthine phosphoribosyltransferase activity; magnesium ion binding. The record is from RefSeq and is a predicted model, not a curated record.